GACAUGCAUGGCAUUCUAAUAAAGAGCUAGAGCAAAACUUUACAUUCGCUGUUUAUUUGUUAAACAUGUUAGCUAACAAAAGUACGUUCAAUUUUUUGUGUUAAUGCUUUUUUAUUAUUUUACAAGUAACAGAGAUUGAAUAGCACGCUAAUUCACAAACUAUCCGGUUUACGUUAAAUGUUUUUUUUGUUAUUAUACAAGUAACAGAGAUUGAAUAGUACGAUUUUCUCACUAUCCGGCCGAUGCACCCCUAAUCUUAUUUUUACAGUAUUUCACAGUAGAGCCUUUCAUUAUUAUUUAAUAGUUUUAAUUUAUUCUUCUCAACGUGCAUCAUGUUAGUUGAUGUUUUAAGUGUUUGUGUUAUUGUUUAGGCAAGUAUGUAAAUCGUCUCCGUGGUGCUGACAAGAACAUCGAGACAUUUCCUUGUCCUACAUGUCGCUCAGAGUUUUCGCUCAAGUCAAACCAAGAUGUUGCCGAUUUGGCAAGUAAUUAUUUCAUCAAGAAUAUGCUAGAAAUCAUGGCAAUUGAACGGAAAGCGAAAGAGUCUACUACGUGUUCACGCUGCCAAGAAUCUGCCAUCAAUCACUGCACAACAUGCAGAAUAUUUAUGUGUCAGAAAUGUUCAGAGUCCCAUGAUAGCUGGCUAGCGAUGAAACUAAGCCAUAAUGUGCUAUCUGUCGAGGAAUUGAGCGAUCCUGAAAGUCAAGUGAAAAUGAGAAGCAAACUUUAUUGCAUGAAACACGAAGACAAAGUACUCGAAUAUUAUUGUGAAACCUGUAAGGAACUUAGCUGUAUACAUUGUAUGGUGUUAAAUCACAUAAAACAAAACCAUUCAUGUGUGGCAGUGAGUGAGGUCGCACAGAAGCAAAGAGAGACAUUGCAAUUAAGCUGCACAACACUUGACGAGAAAUUGUAUGAAGGAAAGGAAGCGCUAAACAACAUUUGUGAGGUGAUGAAGUCUCUUGAAAAGAACGCCAAAACUGCUAAAGAACAAAUCGAAGAACAAAAGGAAAAUAUCUUGACCGUUGUGGCAGAAAAAGUCAAUGAAAAAGCUGCGAAAAUGAAAGAGGAAGUGGGCAAGGUUUAUGGUGAAUUGCACAGCGAACUGAGCAAGCAACAUGAUGAAAUCAAAGAUUAUCUUGAUAAAGUCCAGACUUCAGUAUCCUUGCCAAGAAGUCUGCUAAAGAGAGGAAGUAUAGAAGAAAUUCUCUCAUCACAAAAAUUGAUUGAUGAAAAUAUUGAGAAGUUGGGAGAUGAGAAGCCAGAGAAUUUGGCCGCGGUGAAUGAUGGUGAUAUUCAGUAUGUACCUGACGACAUUGAUAAUAUCAAUGUUGACGAAAUUGUUGGUAAAUUGGGUCAUUUAGAAGGUAUAUAG
Messenger RNA from Paramuricea clavata, 1375 nucleotides. Lineage: Eukaryota; Metazoa; Cnidaria; Anthozoa; Malacalcyonacea; Plexauridae. The record is from the annotation of a GenBank genome assembly.